ACAAGAACAGAAUAUUCGUACGUGUGUGAUUCAGGAUACAAGUAUCAUGAACAUAUAAUGAACAUAAAAUGAUAGGCAUACAUGCACAAAACUUUUUUUUUAAUAUUCAUUACCCCAAUAAUCGGCGAAUGGUAUAAUACUUAAACGUAAUUAACAAUGGCGAUACCUAUGCACAUGAUGGUGUUACAUAUCAUAGCUUACGAAAUCUUUUCUAACCGGGUUUUCGCCCAAUGUCAAUUCGAUGCGUGCUCUACAUCUCCUAACUUUUGUAAAGAUAAUCAAGAUUGCGUAACAAUGGAUAACUGUUCACUGACUUGCAGUUGUACAUCAGAAAAUUGUAAUAAUAUGACGUAUUCAAUCACAAAAGAUGAAGAACAAAUAGGCCUAAUAUAUGUUCCUGCAAACCACAUUUUUUGCAUGUGCGAUCACGGCUCAUGUCCUUCUGAUCCGGGAACAUGCAUUUGUGACAAAGGCUGGACGGGAACAAAUUGUGGCAUUUCUUGUACGGAUCAUUGCGGUUACGGUAGCACAUGUGUUGAUAUCGAUGGAAACGUGACAUGCAUCCCAACCGAAACAUGGACUAUGAACCCGAUCGCUGAGACAGUAUCCGACGCAACCGAAACAAGGACUAGGAGCGUGAACGCCUGUAGCCUCGGCUACGUCCUUAGACCGGUUGCAGAACGGUCAUGCAUGAAUAUUUCGUAUUGCAAAUAUGGGACGUGCUCAAUAACCGAGAACAGAUUUUAUUGUAUUUGCGAUUUAGGUGUAUCACCCAGUCAGCGAUGUGAGCACAAAUGUUGCAAGAACUGUGGCCACCAUGGUCAGUGCUAUUACCACGAAAAUCAAAAAAAGGAGCUGUGUUACUGUCACACGAACUACAAAGGGACUCUGUGUGAGAUGUACGAUCCACCAGAAGGACAGAAGGUAGUGUGGUGGUUCUAUCUGCUUGUCAUACUGAUCCCAAUCCUCGUGAUGACGCUGCUUACGUCACUGUUGCUUAUAUAUCUAUGGAAACAGCGCGUCAUCGUGGUUCUGAAGGCUGUCAGAUUAUUUAAAGCGUAUGAAGAUGACGACGAACGUCAAUGGGACGCUUUCAUCUCGUACCGUUCCAAUACCCCGGAUGAAGAUUACGUCAUCCAUACGUUAUUCCCAAAACUAACGCGAGAAAUGGGUUUCAACGUAAACAUUCACUAUAAAGACUUUAUUCCGGGAAAUGAGAUCACCAACAACAUCAUCUACGCUGUGGAGAACAGUCGUCGCACGAUCCUUGUCGUCUCUCCUCACUAUCUCACGAGUAACUUUACCAAGAUGGAGUGGCAGUUGGCACAGCAGAAGAUGCUCGAGCGCAAGAACAAGAUUAUCCCUAUUCUUCUUGAAGAUAUCUCGUCCCACAAGGACACCAUGGACCCCAACCUAAAAAGUAUUCUAGACUCUGUCACAUACAUCGAGUGGCCGGGAGAUCAGUCCAAGAAGGUCGAUAAGUUUUGGCAACGAAUAAGUCUAUCAAUGCCAAAAAAGAAAAAGCAACCUCAGCACAUGAGCAGUUCUUUUCAAAAUGGUGGACUCAGUCAGCCUACAAAUUCGACCAAUCAGAAUUCAGACUCUUUUAACAGGUCAUUUGAACUUGAUUCAAUGAACCCAAGGAACGAAAGAAGUGUUUCAGAAAGUACAGAAGUGUAUAACCAUAUAAAUGAAAAUGAGAGGUAGGAUCCUGAAGAAAUUUUCAGUAUAAUUAACGAAGGGGCAAUAGAUCUUGACGUUAAACAUGUAACUGACGAAGAAACGCGU
This is a messenger RNA of Dreissena polymorpha, 1788 nucleotides long. RefSeq lists its product as uncharacterized. Bases 157 to 1707 code for a protein of 516 amino acids. The record is from RefSeq and is a predicted model, not a curated record. Gene Ontology annotation, cellular component: membrane. Gene Ontology annotation, biological process: immune response; toll-like receptor signaling pathway. The transcript is spliced from 5 exons. Gene Ontology annotation, molecular function: transmembrane signaling receptor activity. NCBI's taxonomy places the organism in Eukaryota, Metazoa, Mollusca, Bivalvia, Myida, Dreissenidae.